CCUCCACUCUACCUCUCCCUCCUUUGGGAAUGAGGAAGUGAAGGCUGAGGUACAGAGGGCAGCUCACAGACCUACCCCGCAACGCUUGAACAGGAGAAAAUGGCAUCAAAGUUUGAAGAAGAUCUUACCUGUCCUGUGUGCUGUGACAUCUACAAGGAUCCUGUCUUACUGACGUGUGCUCACAGUGUGUGUAAGGCCUGUCUGCAGCAGUUCUGGGAGACGAAGGGAUCCAGAGAAUGUCCCUACUGCAGGAGGAAAUGCUCAAAAGAGUUUCCUCCACCCAAUAUGGCAUUAAGGAACUUGUGUGAGACCUUCCUACAGGAGAAGAGUCAGAGAGCUUCAACGGGGUCUGAGGUGCUCUGCCUUCAGCAUAGUGAGAAACUCAAGCUCUUUUGUCUAGAUGAUAAAGAGACAGUGUGUUUGGUUUGCAGAGACUCGAAGAAACAUAAAAAUCACAACUUCAGUCCCAUAGAUGAAGCUGCACUUGAACGCAAGGGAGAGCUCAAGAUCAAAUUGCAGCCUUUACAAGGGAAACUGAAGAAAUUAGAAGAAGUUAAACUCCUCUGUGACCAAUCUGCAGCUCACAUUAAGACCCAGGUCAAUACCACUGAGAAACAGAUCAAGGAGGAGUUUGAGAAGCUUCACCAGUUUCUACGAGAUGAAGAAGCAUCCAGGAUAGCUGCACUGAGGGAGGAAGAGGAGCAGAAGAGUCAGAUGAUGAAGGAGAAGAUUGAAAAGCUGAGCAGAGAGAUCUCAUCUCUUUCAGAAUCAGUCAAAGUCAUAGAAGAGGAGAUGGAAGCUGAUGAUGUCACAUUUCUGCAGAACUACAAGAGUACAGUGAAAAGGACUCUGGACCCCAACACUGCACACCCACGACUGAUCCUGUCUGAGGAUCUGACCAGUGUGAGACGUGGUGAUGAGGAACAGCAGCUGCCUGAUAAUCCAGAGAGAUUUGAUCUCGUUCUCUCUGUCCUGGGCUCUGAUGGCUUUAACUCAGGGACACACUGCUGGGAUGUGGAGGUUGGGGACAACACUUGGUGGAGUGUGGGUGUGACGGCAGAGUCUCUCCAGAGGAAGGGAGACUUCGAAUCCUUGAGUGGGUGGUGGUGUCUGUAUAAUAAUAAUGGUAAAUAUGGAGAGUAUGCCCCACCACAGCCCCCCACUCUCCUCACAGUGAAGCAGAAACUCCAGAGGAUCAGAGUGCAGCUGGACUGGGACAGAGGAAAGCUGUCAUUCUCUGAUCCUGAUAAUAACACACAUUUACACACCUUCACACACACUUUCACUGAGAGAAUGUUUCCAUAUUUUAAUACUAUUUCUAAAGUAUGUCCUCUGAGGAUGCUACCAGUGAAGACCUCGAUAAGAGUAGAGCAGCACAGAUAG
Molecule: messenger RNA, 1383 nt
Organism: Engraulis encrasicolus (European anchovy)
Lineage: Eukaryota; Metazoa; Chordata; Actinopteri; Clupeiformes; Engraulidae
Product: zinc-binding protein A33-like
Exons: 6
Coding region: 100-1383 (427 amino acids)
Biological process (GO): protein ubiquitination
Cellular component (GO): cytoplasm
Molecular function (GO): ubiquitin protein ligase activity; zinc ion binding; protein binding
Source: RefSeq, a predicted model, not a curated record